GGGGCAGAGUACGGAGUAGACAGCCCGCAGAGGCAGAAUUUCAACCGCGUCGCAUGGCCAAAUCCCAACCUGAGUCGCAUCAGAACGGCCAGAAAACCAACCCAGCCCCCGCCUGCUCCAGACACUGACGUCCUGAAAUCUCUUCCACACCAGGGAAUCGAAGUGCAUUCCUCGAACUCGACCACGUCCGGAUCAGACCCGCCCUGCCUGGCUCGCUCGGGCUCGAGGAGCGUGCCGCACCCACCACAACAUGGCCCCUCUCAUUCUACACAAUGUCCCCGACGAGGAACAAUACGUCGGCGAGGAUGGCGUCCAGAGGCCCUACGCAAUGAUAUGGCCACAGCAAGACGGCAACCCGACCAACGUUCGAGCACGACGCGGAGUACCCGAAACAGGAGCGUUUGGCAAGUCGACGCGGCGAUCCAGGUCAAAAACCGCGACCCCGGCUAGGCGCGAAGACCCCACGAUCCAGUCCGCCGGCAAGGUCUUUGCCGCCUUCUUCGAGCAGCAGUCUUCACAAGGCGGGGACGCGACAGAAGAACCCUCGUCGGCAACCCCAAGGCAACGAAGAGCCUCCACCGUCCAGCCCCUGAUACCGCCGUCGACCUCGACCAAAGAUCUCACAGACGACUCCGCGGCCGCCGCCGCCACGCCAGCGACAGCCCGUAACAUUCCCAACGUCCCAACCGAGAUCAUCCUCCGCGGCUUCAAGCACACCGACCAGCAGUACGCCGCCAUCAACCACUACGAGCAGCUCGCAGGGCGCAUUUGCGAGGACUACCCUAGGGAUCCGCCUUUCGAGAUCAGGCGGUACAAGUCGGAACUGCGCGACCCGGCCUACUCGCGGCGCCGUGCCCUGACCCCGGAGGAGAGGGCCAAGGUGAACCGGGCGGACGGCGGCUCACACUGGGUCAAGGUGACGUUCGAGUCGAGCCAGGCGGCCGAGGCGGCCAUGUUCUCGAGCCCACAGGCCAUCCUGGGCCAUCUAGUGUAUGCGGAGCCCUACCGCGGCCUGCCCCCGCUGCGCGACGAGCCCGUCCCAGACGCCACCACCGCGGCCCUGGGCGACGAGGUGCCCGCGCCAUGGAGGCGCCCCGGACAGGGCGGCAACAGGACGGCUGGCGAGCUGAGACCGACUUUCCCCGCCGGCGGGCUGCCGUCCGAGGUCGUCAUCGGCGACGGCGCCAUGGACGUGGACAUGUCGCCACCCCAUUCCCAGGCCAGCAGCCGCACCGUCGAGAGUGGCACCAUCAACGGCUCCUCGUCAGCCUCCAAUAACACUCUGACGGGGCCCCCGGCGGCGAACGACCAGCUCCAGGUGACAGCAGCAGCAGGGGCCAGCCCCGAGAACAGCGUGUACUGUAGGAGGAUACCCACUGCGCGCAAGGUCGUGCUGCUGCCGGCGGAGCAGGCGCUGCGGCCGCAGCAGUCGUACGCCCAGCGGCUGCUCGGCCGCAUCCCCUUCAUCAAGUGGUUCAGCGGGUCCAUGAUCGGGAAUGAGGUCCCGCGCACGCAGGAGGGCGAGUUCGACUGGGUCAACGCGUCGCUCUACUGGAAGUUCAUCUGUUGGCUGGACCUGAUGUUCCGACUGUUUGGUGGUGAGAUUGUCAGCGCCGACAAAGAUGACUGAGACGACUUUUCUGUGUUGGACACUCGAGGGAUGGUACCCAAAUGGCAAAGUUGUUGAUCUUGUAAAGAGCAGGAUAGACCGGGACCUGAUUGCUUCCCGCGCGGGUCGGCUCUACAUCACAAGGGGGUCUAUGUUUCGUAGCGUGAGGGACAGUCUGAGAGCAUCCGCGAGGACAUGUCUUUGUGGUCGUGGACUGGGAGAUAUUGCGCGGAUUUGGAUGACAAUGCAUAUAGCGUCUUUGGCAUAGGGCGUUUUUGCGAGGUUUGGCGUGUGGCGUGCAGGGACUAGAUAAGGAAAAGGGGGGGUUAUACAACCGUAUCAUGUACCUAUUUGAGGAGAAAGGAAAGAGAAUACCACACGAGAGAACACCAGCCUGUAAUUACGCCACGAGACCCAAAACAGCAAUGCUUCUAUACCAAACCGUGACGCCUAGCUUGUUAACAUGAAUGAACGACUGGUACCGCCCGGCCUGCCCCUCCCGAGAAAAAGAGUAUUGGGAUUCCACGAAUCUAUUCCAUCCCGUCAUCGGUAGUAUUCCACCUCCUUUCCCGCUCGUCGGGGUCCGACGCCGCGGAGGAGAUCCUCUUAUUGCCCCAGGGGUGCUCAUCUUCAUCUCCGCUCAUUGGCAGCGACAGGUCAGUAUGCGAUGACGGCAUACGGAAGCCGUCGGCGGAUGCCGACCUCCCACCGUUGCGUAUCGUGGCAGGCGACGGGGGCCCGUCGUCGUCGCUCGUCACGUUUGAGCUGCCGCCGCCCUGGAAGUGGUCGUCGGCGCCGCCCAUCACCUCGUCCGGGUUAACCCUCACGGGCUGCGGCGAGAAGGGCCGCGUCAUCCUGGGCCUGCCGUUGCUGGCAAAGUCGGCUGAGAAGAUGCUGAUGUUGUCGGUGUCGGGCACCACCCUGAGCUCCGGGCUGGUGACGGCGCCGGCCAAGCUCUGGUACGGUUCCGAUACGACACCGAGGCUGUCUGCCCUCUCAUGUCCCUUCCGACCGCCACCACCGCCGAUAACCCUAGCUAGCCCCAUGCCCGAGUCGGACGCCGUGUCGGCCAGGAUGCUCUUUGGCGGCAGGAUGCUGAACAGCUUGCUCGUGUCGGCCUCGGCCUCGGCGGGCGCCGGCUCGGUGGCGAAGAGGUCGGUGCCCUUCUCCAGGAGCUCAUCCAGCCCGCCGCCGGACCAGCCCUUGCGCGCGAGCGACUCGAAGAUGUCGACCUCGGCCCGUACAAGGCUGCAGCUCGACUCGAGGAUUUUGACGCUCGUGUCCUGACUCUCGCGCAGCAGGGUGCGACUGUGGUCGGCGUGCAUGCUAGUCAAGCCGUCCAGCUUGGUGGUCAGCUCGACCAGGUGGGUGCGGAACUUGGAGACAUUCCUGGGCCCGCGCUGGCGGUGCAGCUUCAUGCCCUCCUUCUCGAGGCGUCGGAUCUCCUGUGACUGGCGCUUAACCGCCGCCAGGUAAGUCGCCUCCUCAUCCUCGACAUCCCGGCGCCACUUGUCCAGCUCGUGGAGGAGGGGCACCUCGAAGCUCCUGUAUACCGUCUCGGACAGGAUGUGCUCGUGGUUUGCGAUAAGGUGGUGCACGCCGGCGGCGGCCAGCAGGCUGUCUGCGGUGCAGCCGCUGUUAGAGGUGACAGCAGCGGUGGGGGCGUUGCCGAGAUGCACGGAGUCGGAUGUAGCCUCCUUCAGGCGGGCGCAUGACUCCAGGGCGGAGCCGAAGGAGGAGGCGGCGUUGGACAGGGCGGCGAGGGCCAGGCGAUAUGUCUUUGCUGAGGACAGCAGGUCGGCGUAUGACUUUUGGCUGGCGGCGAGAUCGGCUUUGGUGAGAACGGUUUCCACCGCAGGAGGUGGAGGGGGCAGGGGCAGGUUGAAGCUCGAGAUGUUCAUGCUUGCCGAGGGCUGGUUCGCGGUCGACGCGUACGAGUAGGUUGGCGAUGCCGGCACCGGCGGGAGCUGGGACGGCGAGGGCGACGGUGGCCGGUUGGCGACGGGUUGGUGCUGAACGGUCGUCAUGUUGUACGAGCGAGAUGAUUCGUAGUAGCCGCAAAGAGAGGAAGAGAGCGACAGGAGGGGCGUGCGUCCUUUUUUCCCCCCAGGAGAUAAACUUUUUUUUUUUUUUUGUUUACAAUGAGGGUUGGAUCGUCUGAUACGGAUGUUAGCUGCAGAUCGCCUGCAUGUGCAGCACGUUCGUCUGCAGUUGGGAGCAGCGGGAGGCAGGCUCAACACCCAGAAACACCGUCAGAGCACACGAGACGGGGAUAGUGGCGCUUGGCUGCUGCGGGGGUCUGACAGGCUGAGAGGAUGGCGACCUGGCGACACAAGCUCAGGAGUUCUCGGGGCCCCGGCGGAGUGGAGCUUGUCUCCUGAUAGCGUUGAAACAACUCAGCAAUAUGGUCGAGUAGUGGAGCAGGAGAGAAGCAGAGGAUCGUGGCAUGCGCGUGCACGUGUAGCUUUGUACUUUGACCGAGUAUGUUCGGGCCUGCGCAUACAGUUUACAUGAUGAAAGACGAGAGAGGUCUUGUUGCGUCGUAGGAAUGGGGACGGCGUAGCCUAGGCAAUCCACCCAUCCCACCCCGAGAAGG
Diaporthe batatas is the source of this 4205-nucleotide messenger RNA. RefSeq lists its product as uncharacterized. Bases 251 to 1630 code for a protein of 459 amino acids. The transcript is spliced from 2 exons. The record is from RefSeq and is a predicted model, not a curated record. NCBI's taxonomy places the organism in Eukaryota, Fungi, Ascomycota, Sordariomycetes, Diaporthales, Diaporthaceae.